UGAAUUUUAACAACGGACGCCCAUCUCCUGUAGUUUUCAGCUUAUUGCCAAACACGGCUGCAAAUAAUGUCGGGCCCAUGCUUCGGAACGUUCUCUUUCGGAUAUCUCUCUUUUAUAUAUGUACCUUCGGUGGCAAGCAUGACACAAAAGCGAAGGAAUGGUGGACGGAACAAAAGUGGCCGUGGACACGUCCGAUAUGUCCGAUGCACAAACUGUGCCCGAUGUGUCCCCAAGGAUAAGGCCAUCAAAAAAUUUGUUAUAAGAAAUAUUGUUGAAGCAGCUGCUGUGCGAGAUUUAAGUGAGGCCAGCGUUUAUGAAAGUUACCAACUUCCUAAACUGUAUGCAAAAUUGAGCUACUGUGUGAGCUGUGCUAUCCAUUCGAAGGUUGUGCGUAACAGAUCUCGAGAAGACAGAAAAAUCCGUACUCCACCGCCAAGAUUCGGAAUGAGGCGUGAUGAUAACAGACAGCAACGUCCAGGACAGACACCUGGAGCGCCUGGUGCACCACCUAGACCAUUUGGCGGAGCCCAACAGAGACCAUUUGGUGGAGCGCAACAGAGACCUUUUGUAGCCCCACAAAGAACGUAGCUAGUUGAAAUAAACUAAUUAACGCCAAAA
This is a messenger RNA of Hydractinia symbiolongicarpus, 618 nucleotides long. RefSeq names its product 40S ribosomal protein S26-like. Gene Ontology annotation, biological process: translation. Bases 67 to 588 code for a protein of 173 amino acids. The record is from RefSeq and is a predicted model, not a curated record. Gene Ontology annotation, cellular component: cytosolic small ribosomal subunit; ribosome. The transcript is spliced from 4 exons. NCBI's taxonomy places the organism in Eukaryota, Metazoa, Cnidaria, Hydrozoa, Anthoathecata, Hydractiniidae. Gene Ontology annotation, molecular function: structural constituent of ribosome; mRNA binding.